AUGUGGGGAAGACAAAUAGUUUUAAAGAUUUUUUUUUUGGUCUUAUCAUGUGUUAUAGUGAUCGAAACAGAAAGAAUUGAUAUUUGCUUUAUACCAUGCACAAGAAGGUACGGAGAUUAUGAAUGUUGGUUUGAUUGUACUUACAAUAGGUAUAAAGAAGGAGGGUGUGUUGAAGAUGUUGUUGUAAAACAUAAUAGGAACCGACCAACGUUUCGAGCUGUUGAAUUAUGUUUUUUUAGCAUCAAAUUUAUGUAUGAUUUUUCAAUGAAAUAA
Arabidopsis thaliana (thale cress) is the source of this 273-nucleotide messenger RNA. Its product is annotated as Defensin-like (DEFL) family protein. The coding region runs from base 1 to 273 and encodes 90 amino acids. Gene Ontology annotation, cellular component: extracellular region. The record is from RefSeq and is marked reviewed. The transcript has 2 exons. Lineage: Eukaryota; Viridiplantae; Streptophyta; Magnoliopsida; Brassicales; Brassicaceae.